This is a messenger RNA of Saxophila tyrrhenica, 372 nucleotides long. Its product is annotated as Translation initiation factor 3 subunit b. The record is from RefSeq and is a predicted model, not a curated record. The coding region runs from base 1 to 372 and encodes 123 amino acids. The transcript has 2 exons. Gene Ontology annotation, molecular function: nucleic acid binding. Lineage: Eukaryota; Fungi; Ascomycota; Dothideomycetes; Mycosphaerellales; Extremaceae.
AUGGACACUUCUCAGCGCGACGAAGCCUUGAUAGUCCUCAGCGGCCUCCCGACAGCAUCAACCCAGGAAUCACAGCGCGUCCUGAGCAGAUUCCUCCUCCAGAAGCUCCAAGCGCAAGACCCAGACGACCACGCCAAGAUCUACGUUCCCGUAGAUAUCAACGGGCAUACCGUAGGCCUUGCUAUUGUGCGCUAUGCUAGUUCUGACGCGGCGGAUGCCGGUAUCAGUGCUCAUAACGGCACGGCGCUGGAUCGGAACCACACUAUGGUUGCUGAGAGGCCGGGCUCAUCGCAAGCUUUCGGGUCGACACGGGAUCGGGGUGGUAUUGAUGAGCAGCGGAUGAGAGGGGUGACUGCGUUGCAGACUGUUUGA